AAAUCUCCUAUCACAAUAUCGUCAUUUGCCAUCUGCUUAUCCCUUAUAUUCGAUUGUUGCAUCGCUGCACACUUUCAUUCAUUCAGUCCUUUUGUAGCGAGGAUCUAGUGGCUAGGAAUUCUCGCGAGCAACCCUGCUCCUGUCAUCCGAACUUUCGGCUCGGGAGAUAGGGUCGGACAGGCACAAGGUUCAUUCUGGCCAGUUCCUCCUACCUCUAUCUGGGGUCUUCAUUCCGACAUUGCAAGGACAAGUACAUUGCUUCUACACGCUAUUUACAAUGUCCUCUUUCCAUGCCUACUUGGCGAAGCACCGUGACUUUCAAGACCGCAAGGCCUCUUCAUCUCGUCUGCAUUCGCUCUACUCUGAUCUGUCCCGACACAAGAACUCCAACCCGGCGUCCUUCCGGGCAAACAUUGAGUGGUGGAGAAAAGUGUUGACAGAAACGCUCAAAGGAGGUAUUCAAGGCGAUGCGGCAACUGCGACUACAUCUGCAGAUGUGAAAGGUAAAGGCAAAGCCUCCAGCGCUGAUCGAAUCGUGAUGCAUGUCAACGAGGACUUCAAGGAGAAGUGGACACUCAGCGAUGUUGGGAGGCCGCUCGGGCUUGGCACAGUCAUUCUCGAGCUUGCUAACGCGUUCGAGUUGGUGCGAGCAUCAGAUUUUAUGGCAGCGGAGAAGGCGCUUCCCGGCCCGUCAAAAGGGGCAAAAGGGCGCUUAAUUUCUCCGACGAAAGUGGCAUCAUCAUUAGCGAUGGAUGUUCUUACAUGGGCGCUAGCCCAGCUUGGCGUUGGGUCUGCGGAAGAUGAUGAGGAUGAAGGCGGUGACGCGAAAGCGUGGAAGGAGGCUCAAGGUGAUUGGGUCUGCUGGGAAGCUGUAGAUGAAGCGGCCCAGAUUGUGCUACGGGAGCACUACGAGCACAGGGCCCUGCUAUCCUCGCUGGAUUCUCUUUACACCAAGGAUGACUUUCAGGGAAAGUUGUGCACAAGGGUAGUAUCCAAAUGGGGAGCUUCAAACGCGGGGAGCGAGCCUCUUAGCGCGAGAGAUCUCGAUGCGUUGCUGAAGCAUCUUCAGAGGGAAUACAGCGCCGUUUCUGUCGAUAAUGAAAUCGUUAAAUUUGCUCUGCGAAAGGGUGAAGCCGCGCAAACAAUUACACUACAAGAUAAGAGCGUUGUGAGCUUGCGCGAAACGCAUAUGAGUCUCGAACGGCAGAUUGUGGACAUUGGAGAGCGUAUACAGGCGUGCACGAGAAAGAUCAAAGAAGCGCUGUGCGCAAGGUCGCAAGAGCAAGCAAAAUCCUACUUACGCUCGCGCAAGUUGCUAGAAGAGCUGCUCCUGAAGCGCACUGGCACAGUGGAGACGCUCGGAUCUGUCUUGGUCAAGAUCGAGCAGGCAGCUGGUGAUGCUGAAAUCGUUGCAGCGUAUGAGCUUUCAGCGACAACUCUCAAGAAGAUUCUCUCUGACCCGUCUCUGCAAGUGGACCGCGUCGAGAACACUAUGCAGAAACUUUCCGACGCCAUCGCAGACCAGCAAGAGAUCCAAGAGAUGAUUCGCAGCGGCGUACCUCCGUCUGGUGAGAUAGACGAGGAAGAGAUCAUGAAAGAGCUUGAGACUCUGGAACAAGAUGCAAAGAGCGAAGAGCCUGUCAAAAGAACGGCCGACACCGUGAAGCCCAUGCUUCCCCAGGUACCGGCGAGCAUGCCCGAAGCCGCCAAGUCCACGUCAAGCACCAUUAAUUCUUCGAGAUUUUCGGCGAAGGAUGGCUUGCAGGAAGUGACAGCAUCGAUUGCAACUGAGGAAGUGCGAGAAGAAUCUAUCGUAGUUACUUGACGAGCGAUUUCGUCAGCCACAGUGUAGAAUUAAAUUGCCAUUUGCAACUGCAAGAAAU
Messenger RNA from Tilletiaria anomala UBC 951, 1883 nucleotides. RefSeq lists its product as uncharacterized. Gene Ontology annotation, cellular component: ESCRT III complex; multivesicular body. Gene Ontology annotation, biological process: vesicle budding from membrane; late endosome to vacuole transport via multivesicular body sorting pathway. NCBI's taxonomy places the organism in Eukaryota, Fungi, Basidiomycota, Exobasidiomycetes, Georgefischeriales, Tilletiariaceae. The transcript has 5 exons. Bases 278 to 1825 code for a protein of 515 amino acids. The record is from RefSeq and is a predicted model, not a curated record.